CCGGCGGCUCCGGCUCCACGGCCGGGGGCCCCGGGUGGGCGGAGGUGGCGGCUCCCGGGACCGGCCGCGCGCAAUGAUGUUGUCCACUGGGCAUAUGCUGAAGAUUGUUACAGGUCUGAGAAAAUAGCUACCACUGAAAAUCUGAAAGCUGGGGGCAAGGAAGAGGCUUGAAUCUCGAGGUGGGACGUUGACUCUAAGAUGUCCUUGAGCAGUGGAGCCUCCGGAGGGAAAGGAGUAGAUGCAAAUCCAGUUGAAACGUACGACAGUGGGGAUGAGUGGGACAUUGGAGUAGGGAAUCUCAUCAUUGACCUGGACGCUGACCUGGAGAAGGACCAGCAGAAACUGGAGAUGUCAGGCUCGAAAGAGGUGGGGCUACCAGCCCCCAAUGCUGUGGCCACACUGCCGGACAACAUCAAGUUUGUGACCCCAGUGCCAGGACCACAAGGGAAGGAAGGCAAGUCAAAAUCCAAAAGGAGUAAGAGUGGCAAGGACAGUGGAAAGCCCACCCCAGGGGCUUCCUUGUUCACAGCAAGUGAAGGGGCAUCUGGUAAGAAAGAAGCUCAGGGACGAUCAGGGGAUGGUGCUAAUGCAGGAAGCCUGGUAACUGCUAUUGCCCCCAAGGGUUCAGAGAAGGCUGCUAAGGCAUCCAGAAAUGUGGCAAGCUCUAAGAAAGAGAAGGAGAGUAACUCAUCGAAGAGCAAGAAGGAGAGAAAUGAGGGAGUGGGGACUUGUUCAGAGAAGGAUUCGGGGGUUCUUCAGCCUCUUGCCUUAGGAGGACGGGGCAGCCAAUAUGAUGGAAGUGCAGGGGUGGACACUGGAACUACAGAGCCUCUUGGGAGUAUAGCCAUUGAGCCAGGGACAGCACUCAACCCGUUGGGAGUUAAGCAGGAGCCAGAGGAAGGGGAGAGCGAGUGCCGUCCACUGAAGAAAGUCAAGUCUGAAAAGAUGGAAUCCCCUGUCUCCACACCAGCUGUGCUUCCCCUGCAUCUCUUAGUUCCAGUGGUCAGUAAUGAUAUCUCCUCCCCCUGUGAGCAAAUCAUGGUUCGAACCCGCUCUGUAGGAGUGAACACCUGUGAUGUGGCAUUGGCUACAGAACCUGAGUGCUUAGGCCCUUGUGAACCUGGGACCAGUGUCAACCUAGAGGGCAUUGUGUGGCAAGAAACAGAAGAUGGCAUGUUGGUGGUGAAUGUGACAUGGAGGAACAAGACCUACGUGGGCACCCUUCUUGAUUGCACACGUCAUGAUUGGGCACCCCCCAGGUUCUGUGACUCCCCCACCAGCGACCUGGAGAUGCGUAACGGCCGAGGCAGAGGUAAGCGCAUGCGUCCCAAUAGCAACACACCUGUAAAUGAGACAACUACGGCUUCCGACAGCAAGGGGACCAGCAACAGCAGCAAGACCCGGGCAGGGGCUAAUAGCAAAGGCCGCCGGGGCAGCCAGAAUUCUUCAGAGCACCGCCCUCCCCCAAGCACGACCACUGAGGAUGUCAAGGCCAGCCCUUCCUCUGCCAACAAGCGAAAAAAUAAACCCCUUUCCGACAUGGAGCUGAACUCUAGCUCUGAGGACUCAAAAGGGAGCAAGCGAGUCCGAACCAAUUCUAUGGGUUCAGCCACUGGGCCCCUUCCUGGGGUCAAGGUAGAGCCUGCCAUCUUAGAUAGAAAUUGCCCCUCCCCAGUCCUCAUUGACUGCCCCCACCCAAACUGCAACAAGAAAUAUAAGCACAUCAAUGGACUAAAGUACCACCAGGCCCAUGCACACACAGAUGAUGACAGCAAGCCAGAAGCUGAUGGAGACAGUGAAUAUGGGGAGGAAUCUUCCCUGCACACAGACCUUGGAAGCUGUAAUGGUGCCUCUGUCUCCCAGAAAGGCUCCCUCUCCCCUGCUCGCUCAGCCACCCCCAAAGUCCGACUGGUAGAACCCCAUAGCCCCUCUCCUUCAAGCAAAUUCAGCACAAAGGGCCUCUGUAAGAAGAAACUGAGUGGAGAAGGGGACACAGAUCCAGGGGCUCUGUCCAAUGAUGGCUCUGAGGAUGGUCCCUCGGUAGUGGAUGAGACAAGCAAUGAUGGCUUUGAUUCAUUGGAGAAGAGAUGUUUGGACAAAGACAAAUCUAAAAAACCUUCUAGUUCAAAACCUGAAAAGAUUCCUUCCAAGAGCUUAAAGUCAGCCCGACCUAUUGCCCCUGCUAUUCCCCCUCAACAGAUCUACACCUUCCAGACUGCCACCUUUACCGCAGCCAGCCCAGGUUCUUCCUCUGGGUUGACCACUACAGUCGUCCAGGCCAUGCCCAACAGCCCACAACUUAAACCCAUUCAACCCAAACCUACUGUAAUGGGAGAGCCUUUUACUGUCAACCCUGCCCUGACCCCAGCCAAGGAUAAGAAGAAGAAAGAAAAAAAGAAGAAAGAGUUGAAGGAACUCGAAAACCCCCUGACUCCUGGAAAGGUUUGCCGAGCUGAAGAAGGCAAGAGCCCAUUCAGGGAGUCCUCCGGUGACGAUCGGACCAAAAGCGAGGGGCUCCUUAAUGGCUCGUCAGACCCCCAUCAGAGUCGUCUGGCCAGCAUCAAAGCUGAGGCAGAUAAGAUCUACAGCUUUACAGAUAACGCCCCCAGCCCCUCCAUUGGCAGCAGCAGUCGGUUGGAUAGCACGACUCCCGCCCAGCCCAUGACUCCCCUGCACGUGGUUACUCAGAAUGGAGCAGAAGCCAGUUCUGUUAAGAACAACAGUCCUGCAUAUUCUGACAUCUCGGAUGCUGGAGAGGAUGGGGAAGGCAAGGUGGACAGCGUCAAAUCAAAAGACCCCGACCAAUUAGUCAAAGAAGGGGCUAAGAAAACCCUUUUCCCCCCUCAGCCUCAGAGCAAAGACUCUCCUUAUUACCAAGGUUUUGAAACCUACUACUCUCCAGGCUAUCCCCAGUCCAGCCCAGGGACUCUGAACCCCAGCAGCCAGACUGGAGUGGAGAGCCAGUCACUGAAGGUCAAAAAGGAUGAAGAACCCGAGAACCCCGAGGCAAAAGUCAAGAACGAGGGCUGUGAGGAUAAGAAAGCAGAGCUGAGCAGUUCCAGCCAGCAGCCUUCGGUCAUUCAGCAGCGCCCCAACAUGUACAUGCAGUCCCUGUACUACAACCAGUACGCCUACGUCCCCCCCUACGGCUACAGCGACCAGAGCUACCACACCCACCUCCUCAGCACCAACACGGCUUACCGCCAGCAAUAUGAGGAGCAGCAGAAGCGGCAGAGCUUGGAGACGCAGCAGCAACGCGGCCUGGAGAAGAAGGUGGAGCUGAGCCUGAAGGAGCGCGAGGCCGCCCUCAAGGAGGACUGGAAACAGAAACCCUCCGUCCCCCCCACGCUCACCAAGGCCCCAAGCCUGACGGACCUCGUGAAGUCGGGGCCCAGUAAGGCCAAAGAGCCGGGGCCCGAUCCUGCCAAGUCUGUCAUCAUCCCCAAACUGGAGGAUUCCUCCAAACUCCCCAGCCAGGCCACUGAGGGGCUCAAGGUGAAACUGAGUGAGGCUGGCCACCUGGCUAAGGAGGCCUCAGACUCCAAAGCAGCCACCGAGUGUGGCCGACAGACAGACGUGGAUCCGGUGCUCUGGUAUCGACAGGAGACAGAACCUCGAAUGUGGACAUAUGUUUAUCCUGCCAAGUACUCAGAUAUCAAGUCAGAAGAUGAGCGGUGGAAAGAGGAAAGGGACCGAAAGUUGAAGGAGGAAAGAAGCCGGAGUAAAGACUCUGUCCCCAAGGAGGAUGGGAAAGAGAGCACAAGUGGCGAUUGUAAACUGCCCCCCUCUGAAGACUCCCGACUUGGGGGCAAGGAGCCCCGGCCCAGUGUCCAUGUGCCUGUGUCCUCCCCUCUUACCCAGCAUCAGUCUUAUAUUCCCUAUAUGCACGGCUACUCCUACAGCCAGUCCUAUGAUCCAAACCAUCCCAGCUACCGAGGCAUGCCAGCUGUCAUGAUGCAGAACUAUCCAGGUUCCUAUUUGCCCUCCAGCUACUCCUUUUCCCCCUAUGGUAGCAAAGUCUCGGGGGGUGAAGAUGCUGACAAGGCAAGAGCCAGCCCCAGUGUGAGCUGCAAGUCUAGCUCAGAGUCAAAGGCCCUGGACAUCUUGCAGCAGCAUGCCAGUCACUACAAGAGCAAGUCUCCCACGAUAAGUGAGAAGGCUUCUCAAGACAGAGACCGAGGAGGCUGCGGGGUGGUAGGGAGUGGCGGAGGCUGUAGCAGCGUCGGGGGAGCCAGUGGGAGUGAGAGAAGUGUAGACCGGCCUCGCACCUCUCCAUCCCAGCGCCUGAUGUCCACACACCACCACCACCACCACUUAGGGUACUCACUCCUCCCUGCACAGUAUAACCUGCCCUAUGCAGCAGGACUUUCUUCUACAGCCAUUGUUGCCAGCCAGCAAGGCUCAGCUCCCUCACUCUACCCACCCCCCCGGAGGUGAGAAUGGACCUGAAGCUCUGGGAUAAUGUGGGCUCCGAGGCCGGUGACCCGAGGAGGUGCUGGAGGUGCCAUUAGACAUCAGUUGAAUGGUGUUGAUCAUCCUGUUGACCAUUCUCACGGAGACUGGAGGCAGAUCCUUGGCAAUCUCCCCUCCAGCAGACCCCUGGACUCCCCGUCCCUCCCUCCUCCUCAGGAGCCGGAGAGCUGGUACUUAGCAAAAGUAUUUAUUCUCUUGGCCACAGUGACUGUUGUGGUCACAACACAGGGGUAAAGGCAUCGGUUGUAAUCUGGGGGCAUUGCUUUGGGCCCAGGGAAGUCACUGCUCCAUUUCCUGAGCCCCUUCUCCAAACCAAGAGACCCCAUCAUGGUCACCUUCUGGGGGCACACCCCAGACACUAGAUGGGGUCUGAAGAAAGCGCGGCAAUCACCCCCCAUCUCUACCACCACCAGACCCUUCAUCUCCCCAGAAGCUGGGGCUCCAGGGGCUGGAAGCAAGCAGAGGAAUUAGAAUCUCAGGAAAGAAAUUUUAGGGCUGUUUUCUCUGUGAUUGUGAAAACAAAGUCAUCAGAAAUGAAGAUCCCUUCUCCUCCUUCCCUGUGCACCUAUGUGUGUGCCUGUGCUUAGAGCCUGACCCGUACAGGAACACCUACGUCCCCACCCAGAGGACCCAAAAGGGAGGCAUCUUUAUACCCUUAACCCCCAGCACCAGCACAGAGCCCACCCACUGGAUCCCCCUGGGAGAGCUGGGGCCUCUAAAAUGGAGCCUUCUCCCCCAUCCUCCCAUUUUUUCAAGGUCCUGCUGUCUGUCUCUCCCAGUUUCCUUUUCCUCUUUUUCCACUUUUAAAACUUCAAUUUUUCUUUCUUUUCCCCCCUCCUCCUAACCAGAGGUUUCCACCCUCAUCUCUUCUUUCCUUCCUGGUGCCUCAGGCAGAGAAAAAUCCUACCUGCUUCUGAUAUGGGAAACCCGGGGGCUAGAAACUAUGAAACCUGCCUUUUCUUCCUAGGGUAGCACUAGGGAGACAGCCCCUGGAGCACCCAGAAGAUCUUGGAGACACUGUCCACAGUCAGCCAUCUCUGUGUCCUCCCCACUUAGGGCUUUGCACAUGUGCAACCCUUGUCCCUUUCUGUACAUGUGUACUUGAUUUUAUAUAACUCUCUAACCUCCAUGUGUGCCAAUAUAAGCCGUGUUUAUAUGUAAUACACGUCUGUUUUAUAGGGGUUGUUGGCUAGGGGAGGUUUCUUGGACCAUAGGCCCUUAAGAAAAGAUGCUUUGAAGAUAAGAGAUUCUCCCUCCCUUUUCCCUUUUGAUGGGGAACUCAAGCCAGCAUUGAGCCUGCUGCUUUGCCUCUGGAAGAUGUGGACCACAGGGGGCAGGUAGCUGUGCUUAAAGGACCUCCAAGGAUAUUUCUUCCAGAGCUCAACCUCUGAGUUCAACCUCCUUUCUUCCCUCCCUUUUCCCCUUGGGUCUCUAGGAUUGAGGCCUGACCAGGCUGGGUAGAGGAAUGCUUUUUGUGACCGGAGUGCCAGAAGGAAGCAGCUGGGAAUAGGAACCUGGCUCUGACUCCUGGGAGUAGCAAGUUUAUUGGGGCAAGCACAAUACCCAGUUGAGGUUGUUUUCUAAGAGUUAUGGGCAUCCCUGGAGGUAGAAAAGAUGGGGCAGUCAGCCUUACAGGGCUUUCCUUUACGGGGAUCCAUGCUCUCCCUUUGCCCUAGGUUGGGUACGAAGCCUCCUUCCUCUGCAAAGCUGCUAUUUUCAGACCUUAUCGCAGGCCAUCAAGCAGUCAUCCUCUCCCCCUAAUUAUUCUUCCUACUUUAUACUGCUCCCCAUAGGCUGUGCUUGGAGCAGUGACUUCCCUUCAAGGAGGCUCCUGGACUUGGAUCCAGGUGCCCUCCCUGAGACCAGCCACCACUCAAGAGCUCAUUCUGGGGCCUAAUCCGCAUUGUAACUUACCAGGCUGCUGUGGGGCUGAGCCAGUGGCCCAUCUCACUGUUCCUGUUUGUUUUUAAAUAUUGUUGUGUGUUUUGUAUCUGUGGCGCCGGCCUGCGGCGUGCUCUGUACAUACUGUAAAGAGGAAUUGUUUGGAAAUUGUUUGGGGUAGUUUUCUUUCCCAUUGGGCGGGUAUGGCCCCAAACUCUUGCUCCAUCUGUCUCACUCUGUAACAUAGAGAAGAGGUAGCUGGUGGACCAGUGGGACGGGCUCGGGGUUCUUCAGAAGGGAACAGCUUUUCUCUUAAUUUUCUUUAUUCUUAAACCGAUGUUUGGCUCUUUGAUCCCUGUAUCCAAGACCUUCCCCCCAGUAUUGGGGAGGAAGGGCUCACAAAGAAAGAUGGCAGCAAAAGCAGGCAACAUGUUUCUUCCCAUUCCCAGACCCCUGGCUCUUUGCCAGGCCCAGGCUUCUCUCCCUAUCCUGCCACUCACACUGUGGUAGCAGGUAUGAGGCUGCUAAUUUGGAAGAGAUGGAGUUGAAGAACAAUGUUAAGUGGAGGAUUUGCACUCCUACCUCAGGCCUCAGGACUUCCAGGCACAAUUGGGACCAUUGAGGGAACCAUACUAUUCUUGGGUUUUAGCGAGUAGAGUAAGGAUUCCCCUUGGGGUGGGAGGGAGCAGGAACCCAGGCUAGAGCAAAUCAAGCUAUCUUUGCCCAGGACUGCAAAGGUAAUGCUUGUUGAAGCUCCCCGUUGAAAGGCAGUUUUCAGAAGAAAGCUGAGAAAAGGGGAGGAGGUUAUAACAAGGCCUGGGAUCUGUCCCUAGCCAGAUCCAUCAAACUGAGAGCAGCACUGAAUUCCCAACUGAAAUGAAUUGGGCUGUGAUUCGAGGGUUACUCUUUCUUCUUAUCCUUAUGUCCAGCUCUGCAAGACACCUAGUUAGUACCAAGAUAAAAGUAACAGAGUGUGGGAAUGCAUCCACUCCCUAGACAAGGUAAAGGAGGCCAGUGGGAAGCUGGGGAGUUUGCAGAGGAAAUAGAGGCCUGUUAACUACGGGCUUUAAGAAGGGAAUUCUCCUUGUCAGCUGCUGCUCCGCCCUCUCCAACCCCAGGACUCAAAAGCUACUCUGAAUCCUCUCAGAGAGUUUGACCAAGCAAUUAGGUCCCACAAUAAAUGGGCCCUAUUUUUGCUAUUUGUGGUGGUAUUGGGGAAACCCAAGAAUUUCUGUCUAGCCCAUUAUCAGGGGGCUAUCCCAGGAUGAACCCCUCUCUCUGCCCCCUUUAUUCAACUCCUUUCCCCAGCCCAGCUCCUUGCCAUGGUAUUCAGCCCAUUGGGAACAGGUUGGGCCUGGCAAGGAGGGGGCAGUGUUGCUGUUUAUAGCUUGUUCCAUUGGAGUUGCUCUGUUGGGUUUGAUUUCAGUCUUCCUGAUUCUUCCCUUCUGUAAAGUGUACAUUACCAAGUUCCUUGUUUUUUAUAUAUAUAUAAAUAUAUAUAUAUAUAUAUACAAACUGUACUCUUUUUGCCUUUGUACAUUCAGGCAAGAAGAGAAAAUAAAUCUUUUUAAGAGACAAUCACAAACCUGUGAGGGCUGCUGGUUAUUUCUCCCAAGUGUGUGCCACAGAGCUGCACUCAGCUUACUAGUGUCCCCCAAACUGUUUCACCACACACACACUUCCAUGUUUGGAUCCUUACCACCUUCUCUCCUUCCAAUUUGAUUCACAUACAUAGCCUCCUAUGAUGGUUGAUGGCAGGCUAUAUCUGGUACUCUCCAGAGCUUUGGAUGGUUCAGUACAGAUGCUUGCUUUUUCCUAUUUCAUCACAACCUUUGCUUUUUUCCACCUGCAGGCCCCAACCUCUAAGAUGCUCUGGAGCAUUUGGGUACUUUUGGGUACAUCCCGACUCCAGAGGUUGAGACAGUGGAGAUUAUGAAAAGGCUUUGCAGCUAACUGGGAACUACAUUUUGGACUAUAAACCCCCCCCAAUUUAGGCUUGUAUAUAUGUUUUUGGGGAUAUAUAAGGAAGCAGCUCUUUGUCUACUGACUCCUGUCUCCAAUACAGAUCUCUCACCCUAGGAUGAUAACUGCAGCCCAAAGAAUAGUACAACCUGCUGUAGUUGUCUCAUUUAGAAAAAUAUCUCGGGUCUACUCUGAAGAGCAGCUGAAGGUUGUGAAUAGUUAUUAGUCAACUAGUAUAAAGCCACAGGGCAGUGGACCAUUCUAAAAUGUAGGCUUAAAGUAAGCCCAUUUCCCAGCUUUUGGUUUUUUUUUUCCCCUCUCUAUAGUGCUUUCCCUUUUCCCUAGUUGACCAUGAUAUAGAAUUGAAGCUGAUUUCUAAAAUAGUGAAUAAAGCUUUAAGAUCUUGCUCACAAUUUUUGUGAAAAUCAAGUGAGUUUAACUCAUUUCAGGGAGGGGGAAAAGUGUGGCCCUUGGUUUUUUCAUUUUUUU
Sarcophilus harrisii (Tasmanian devil) is the source of this 8805-nucleotide messenger RNA. It is a transcript of the gene ZNF609, whose product is annotated as zinc finger protein 609. Gene Ontology annotation, cellular component: nucleus. The transcript has 10 exons. The coding region runs from base 199 to 4437 and encodes 1412 amino acids. The record is from RefSeq and is a predicted model, not a curated record. Gene Ontology annotation, biological process: regulation of transcription by RNA polymerase II. NCBI's taxonomy places the organism in Eukaryota, Metazoa, Chordata, Mammalia, Dasyuromorphia, Dasyuridae.